Molecule: messenger RNA, 628 nt
Organism: Cucurbitaria berberidis CBS 394.84
Lineage: Eukaryota; Fungi; Ascomycota; Dothideomycetes; Pleosporales; Cucurbitariaceae
Exons: 1
Coding region: 105-506 (133 amino acids)
Source: RefSeq, a predicted model, not a curated record
ACAUUGCAGGUGUACAGAGGGGGCUACCCAUUAGUUGUACAGCAAGGGUUCUUAGUGACAGGGUAGGAAAAACCGAGCACCACGGGCAACGCUUGGAAUUUGGCAUGCUGCGUCAACGUUUUGGCUGUGGUCAUCAGGCUGACGGGCAAGCUACAGGACUUAUGCCCAACAUAGAUUGCCUGUGGCAGUGCCUUGGCCCGUUAGGGGAGUUGAGGCUGAUCUCUUCAGGGAUCCGGCAUCUUGCACCGGCUAUGGAGUCGAAGCCUGUGUGUGUGUGUGUGUGUGCUUCGUGGAGUAAUGGGAGCACUGUGUGCAUGGCGUCGCCUGCUGAGGGUUGGGUCAGGAUGCAGUUCGCAGCGGGCGCAGGCGGUACGGUAAGAGACCACGACAGAAGCGCUGCAACCGCAGAACAGCCGUGGCAUCUCUCGGAUGGCCUCAUUGGGAAUGAAAGCCGCUUUCCGGCAGCUAAGAGCUGCGGGUUGGCCUUGAGAGAGGGAGGGGGCUAACGGUGGAUAGUCAGCAGCCUUCACCCUCACGAUCCUGACCAUGGCGAGAAACCGGCUCCGUCGUCUGCAGUGGUUGCUCCUAUGCAUGAGCUAGUGGCCUAUCUAUGCCCAGCACCAGCACC